UAUCAGGAGACACGUUCUUCUUCUUACGAAACCGACUUUGUAGUUUCUUCCUUUUUUCCAUUACACAAAUACGAAAAAACGACAAGACAAAAACAAAAGAUAAUAAAAACUUAUUGAUAAAAGCUUUAGAUAUUUUAUAAAUAAAUCGAUUCUCGCGUUUGUUUAACUUCUUGUUUAUUUAUUUUUCUUUUCUUACAGAUUAAUUCAUUUCUCCUACAUGAACGAUCGAAUGGGGGAAACAGGAUUCUCUAGAGAAUCAUCGGCGGCGCCAGAGAUCGUGCUCUCUGAGACGGAGAUGGCGGCGGCGGAACAGCUUAUGCAGCUAAGCGAGGAAGAAACGGUGAGCUGUAGCAGCAGCACCGGUGGAGAUUAUGGCGGCGGAAGAGGAGGAGGCGGAGGCGGAGAUAAGACAAGGCAUGAAGAUGUUGUUAGCUCGAGAAUCGGAAACGAGCAAAACGACGGCGUACGCUGCGAUUCUAAUCUUGGCCUGAAGAGGAAGAGGGAGAUGGCGAAGAUGAAGGAGAAGAAGUUUCGUUCUCUCGAGAGUAUUUACAGAGCGACGAAGGAGAUGAGGGGUUAAUUAAUGGAUCGUAGCUGGUUAAUUAUAUCCAUCGCUUGCUAAUUACGUUUGUUAAUCGUUGUUUAGUAACCUGUUCGAUGGUUUUUUUUGUUGUUGUGUGUAUAUGUUUAGUCCUUAAUCUAACGUUGGAGCUUGAGAAUCUGUGAUACUAAUAGUUUUUGAAGAUCUUCAGAUGGAAAUUGUAAACAUUUUGGUUCCGAUAUGAGACGUGUGGUAUCUUAUCUAUUAUUAUAAUUUUGUUUUCCU
Messenger RNA from Camelina sativa (false flax), 826 nucleotides. The record is from RefSeq and is a predicted model, not a curated record. NCBI's taxonomy places the organism in Eukaryota, Viridiplantae, Streptophyta, Magnoliopsida, Brassicales, Brassicaceae.